Fukomys damarensis (Damara mole-rat) is the source of this 926-nucleotide messenger RNA. It is a transcript of the gene Gpx7, whose product is annotated as glutathione peroxidase 7. The coding region runs from base 1 to 510 and encodes 169 amino acids. The transcript is spliced from 3 exons. Gene Ontology annotation, biological process: response to oxidative stress. The record is from RefSeq and is a predicted model, not a curated record. Gene Ontology annotation, molecular function: glutathione peroxidase activity. NCBI's taxonomy places the organism in Eukaryota, Metazoa, Chordata, Mammalia, Rodentia, Bathyergidae.
AUGAGAAUCCGGAAAUCCUGGAGAGCGGCUGGGGAAACCGAGGCCCUGAGCCGGCCCUCCACCACCGCGGAGGACAGUAAGGGGGUAUCCCUGGUAGUGAACGUGGCUAGUGAGUGUGGCUUCACAGAUCAACACUACCGAGCCCUGCAGCAGCUGCAGAAAGACUUGGGUCCCCACCACUUCAACGUGCUUGCCUUCCCCUGCAAUCAAUUUGGCCAACAGGAGCCAGACAACAACAGGGAGAUUGAGAGCUUUGCCCGCCGCACCUACAAUGUUUCUUUCCCCAUGUUCAGCAAGGUUGCAGUCGUUGGCACUGGUGCCCAUCCUGCCUUCAAGUACCUGACUGAGACUUCUGGGAAGGAGCCCACCUGGAACUUCUGGAAGUACCUAGUUGCCCCAGAUGGAAAGGUGGUAGGGGCUUGGGAUCCAACUGUGGCAGUGGAAGAGGUCAGGCCACAUAUUAUAGAACUUGUGAGGAAGCUUAUCCUGAAGAAGCGAGAAGAUUUAUAAUCACAUUCCUCCUUCUCUCAGGCUACCCAGCUCAUCUCUCUGUGUAUAGGUGACCAAACAAAAUCAGUGCUGCUUCAAAGGGAGAGACCACAGAGUCUCUUCCUUUCGCUCUUAUCCCACCUACCCUAUCACUCUUACAGGGGGAAAAAAUCUAAACUUUUUGCUAUUUGAAUCAAAGAACAACUAGUAGGCACUUCUGACCAAUGAGAGCUCUUGACAGUGAAUCACCAACCAAUAAGAACCUCUAGUCAGUGAAAUGUGGCAAGUAGAAGUGCAUCAAGCAACAAUUGCCUGCCUAGCCAAGCCUCUGUCAAAUGGGGCAGAUUCCUACCUCACAGGGCUGUUGUGAGGAUUAAGAUGAAACACCUGUGAAAGUGCCUUGAUCAGAGCUAGCCAAAUAGGCAUUCAAUAAAUUU